This is a messenger RNA of Alternaria burnsii, 2238 nucleotides long. Its product is annotated as mfs general substrate transporter. Gene Ontology annotation, cellular component: plasma membrane. Lineage: Eukaryota; Fungi; Ascomycota; Dothideomycetes; Pleosporales; Pleosporaceae. The annotation marks the transcript as partial. The record is from RefSeq and is a predicted model, not a curated record. The transcript has 13 exons. Gene Ontology annotation, molecular function: pantothenate transmembrane transporter activity. Gene Ontology annotation, biological process: pantothenate import across plasma membrane.
ACGCCAGCUGUAAUCAGUCUGAUGCGCACUUCGACUGCGACGCGUACCUCAAGUGAAGUCCCGCUAAAGCGUUUUGAUGAGGAUAAUGAAGUUGAAGGCAGAGAGUUGGUUCUGCGCGGCGGAAAGCUAUCGCCUCGCUCAUCGCCAGCGUCCGAUCCAUCAGAAAGACGACGGCGUCAGCCUAUUAAUCCUAUACCUGUAUCUUCUGCACAUGUAGACCAGAAGGACGGUGCUCAACGUGUGACAGCCGGUAACGUCCGCAUCCAGAAUUCCACAAGCGCAAAGUAUGGUUCUCAGACGCUCGAAAACCCCUCCGCCACCAACUUUCUCACAAACAGCGCGCCAAUCUACAAUCAGAAUGUGAACAGCGGAGACGGCCAGCAGAACAUCAAAGUUAAUGGCGAUUUCGAGGUUCAGUCGUCUUAUACUCCUACUGCCGCACCACCUGAGCAUGAGAUCCCUUUCGAAUCUGAGCACAAUCAGAAACGAGGCAGCGGGCUGCAGAACUCUAAUGUUUCGAACGGCAUCAAGAACAAGACGGCUGGUGAUGACAGACCUAAUGGUUACAGUCAGACCUUGGAAGACCCACAUGGUCGACAAAUCCUCCGGCUGAAGAGUAAGCAGUAUUACAAAACAUCCACCAAUGUGUUAAGAGAGCGAUGCUCGUCUCCGUCGCGCAUACUGCGGCCGUUUUACUUCAACAACAUGUACAUCAUACUGCUUUCGUACCAGCUUACCGAUAAGUUGGUCAAGAAAUCUCCGGCGAACCUCUUGGUAUUCCCCCUUUCGCUCAAGACCGCAACAAAGAUGGGUGCUUUAGGAUGGCUCAAGUCUGGUGAUACCGGUGAUGCGACGAAGGCGAUGGAGAGGAAACUCGUUAUGAAGCUUGACAUCUUCAUCAUGGUGUAUUGCUGUGCAUGCUACUUCUUCAAUUACCUCGAUCGUCAAGCUUUCGCCAAUGCCUACGUCGCUGGCUUGCGGGAAGAUGUCAACCUGCAAGGCAAUCAGUACAGCAUUCUGCUGUCGAUAUUCACUGCAGGCAUGGUUGUUGGCCAAAUUCCCCAUGGGCUUAUCAUCCAGAAGGUUCGCCCCAGCAUCUGGCUCCCUCUCACCCUCCUCCUCUGGUCCGGCCUGACUAUGUGUUCGGCGGCAUGCAAAACAUACGAACAGCUCUGCGCAGUACGUUUCUUCCAGGGCUUGAUGGAAGCCAGUUUAUACAGUGGUACAAUAUAUGUGUUGGGUUCAUGGUACAAGCCUUCCGAGAUCGCCAAACGAACCGCCAUCUUCACCGCGGUUGGACAGGUUGGAAGCAUGUUCGCAGGUAUAAUGAUGACAGCCAUGCAUAAGACCAUGGAAGGUAGAGGUGGCUUGAAAGGCUGGCAAUGGGUAUUCCUUAUCGAUGGCCUGAUGGGAAUACCAGUCGGUCUUUUCGGCUUCUUCACAUUCCCCGACCUUCCAGAGUCGACAAGAGUUACCUAUAUUAAUCAGCAAGAAAGGCAGCUCGCCAUUGCUCGCCUGCCACCGAAAACGGCAAAUACCCACAGUAUCGAGAUCAGGAGCCUUGCUAAGCGUCUUCUCUUAACACCAACUAUAUAUAUCCUCACGGCCUUCUCGGUCAUUUGCGCCAUGACGGAAGCCUUCGCCUUCCAGGGCAUGUUUCUCCUCUGGCUCAAGCACAACAAAGCUCGCUUCUCUCAGUCUGCGAUCAACACUUACCCUCUUGGUAUCCAGGCUGUUGCAAUCGUCUCUCAGAUUGUUGCUGGAACAUUCAUCGACCGUACUGGCCAUCGUUUGCCCAUGGUCGUUCUCGCUGGAGCGAUGCAACUCGUCACGGCAUCGCUUCUGCUAGUGCGAGACCUUCCAGAUGCAGGCAUUUUUACAGCGCACUACAUCAGCGGCACGAGUUUUAUCGUGAAUCCUGUUCUAUAUGGAUGGGCGACUACAAUCUGCCAGAGAGCCGGUGACGAUGCUGUCAGGAGUGUGACGCUGUAUACGAUGAAUCUCGGUGGACAGAUUUUGUACACGUGGUGGGGUAUUGUUAUGUACCCGGCAACAGAUGUACCAUAUUGGAAGAAGGGCAGUAUCACCAUGAUCGUGGUGGUAUUCGUGUUUAUCGGAUUCGCGUUCGUGGUCAGAUGGCUUGACAGGAAGACAACGGCGGCAGGAGAACGCGAAGCCACUGAGCCUGGAGAGUGCGAAGCGACGGUGGUGUUUGACGAGAAAGCGAAGGCUGGGUAA